Molecule: messenger RNA, 1002 nt
Organism: Blepharisma stoltei
Lineage: Eukaryota; Ciliophora; Heterotrichea; Heterotrichida; Blepharismidae
Source: the annotation of a GenBank genome assembly
AUGGAAGAAAUUGUAUGCGAUAUUUGUUUCGAAGAGUUCAACGAAGCCGAACAUACACCACUCCAGCUCCUAUGUGGUCACACAUUUUGUAAAAUCUGUAUAAAUGAUAUAAAAUCAAGGCACCAGCAUAUUGAAUGUCCUCAUGAUCGCCAAGCUGAUAGAAGAGAUCCCCAUGAUAUUUCAAAAAACUUUAUUGUUCUUGACUUAUUGAACCGUUUUUCAGACUAUACGAAAUCACAAUCUUUGCCUAAACAAAUGGUGCACCAUACUCCAUAUGAUAGAAGCACUUUGGAGCAGAAAAUUGAAGAGCUUUUAUCUUGCUAUCACCAGUAUCAGCCAGGAUUUUAUGGAGAUUCAGAAAACCAGCUAAAGCAUGGGUAUGGGGUUUAUAUGUGGGAAAAUGGAGUACUAUAUAGAGGAGAAUUCAGAAGCAGCAGAAAAAACGGGUUUGGAGUUUUAAUUAGUCAAGGAUCGUUUACUUAUGCAGGACAGUUUGUUGAUGAUAAAAGAGAAGGAUUUGGUCUGCAAAAAUGACAAAGCGGAAAUAGUUAUAUUGGGUAUUGGUCGAAUGAUAAAAUGAAUGGGAAAGGAAAAAUGUAUUAUUAUGAUGGGUCUUUAUAUGAAGGAGAUUUUAUAAAUGGCUUAAAGCAUGGACAAGGAAUCUAUGAGUGGCCUGAUGGAUCUAAAUAUAGAGGAGAUUUUGUCAAAGACAAAUAUGAAGGGUAUGGAGAGAUGAUCUAUUCGAAUGGAGACAUAUAUGAAGGGAAUUGGGAGGACGAUAAAAGAAGUGGAAGAGGAAAAAUGAAACUGAAAGAUGGACAUAUAUAUAAUGGGUACUUUAAAGACGAUAAAAAGCACGGCAAAGGCAUGAUUAUCUAUAGAGAUAAAUCUAAAUAUAGAGGAAUUUUCAAAGAUAACAAAAAAGAUGACAGAGGGGUGAGGACAACUCCUAAAGGAACCAGGCAUGAGGAGUUAUGACGUGAUGGAGUUAAAUACUAUUAA